CUGCCCCUGCUGGAGGAGGAGACGCCGGAGAGAUGCUGGACUCUGAGGGGCUCAAACGUCGGCAUCGCUUCGGGUUUUCAUCCGCAGAAAGCUUCAGAGAAGCGGUGGAGCCCCAGCCGAGCAGUCUAGUUUGAGCAUGGCAGCUCAGACAAUGGGUGCUGUCUUUGACGUGAUGCCCCCUCUGCUCCAUGCAGAGUCCGUAGCUCUUGGAGGACCAGGAUCUGGUUCUGGUUCUGGUUCUGAAUCCUACGUUGAAACUGUCUCUGACCUCAAAAUGCAGACGCACGAGCCCCGCUCCUUGGGAUUGGAGUUUCAGGAGAGCCUUGCCAGUCCAGAGGACAUUGCUGCAACAGUUUUCGACGGGAGUAAUGGUGACGGUGUGUGUCGCAAGCGUGAGUUCACCCCCAGUGAGAGGAAAGACGAAAACUACUGGGACAAGAGAAGGAAAAACAACGAGGCGGCCAAGAGGUCCAGGGAGAAGAGGCGGGCGAACGACAUGGUGCUGGAGCGCAGGGUCCUGGGUCUGCUGGAGGAGAACGCUCGCCUCAAGGCCGAGGUUCUGGCCCUCAAGUUUCACUUCGGAAUGGUCAAGGAUCUGUCUGAUGUGUCCAUUCUGCCCUUGUCCACACCACCCAGAUUGACCCCCAGUUACACUGAUGGCCUCUCGUACUACAAAACCCAACACACCCGGCAGGGUGUGCAGCAGGGUGUCUGGACAGAAACGUUUCCACAGCCUGGCAGUAGAGACUCCAGCAUCCGUCCAUGUGUCCCACAGGCAGACAGCACCGGGUUUUAUGAUGACGCACUAGACGAGUGGGUCAGGCCUCCACCAACGCGGCAUCCACAGGUGUGUGAGGCAGCGAGCGAGAGAGCAAACUCAUCCGACGGACUGAGGAACCUCCCACACAAGCUCCGGUUCAAAAGUCCGCCCGAUGGGAGGACGUCGUCAUCACCUGACAACAGACCCGCCGGCCCACCUGUCGCCACGGUGGAGCCGAACAUCCAGGUAAAAACGGCCCAGCAGGUGGGAUGGGGUGGUCAGGCCACGGUCCAGGCUCCUUAUGAGCAGCAACAGAAGGUCCGGGACUCGUCCUGCGGCCUCGGUGACUCCUCGCCUCUUCAGAAGUCAAGCAGGAAGUUCUCAGGAGGAGAUGUGAGUCUGAGGUCGGACAUCAGCAGUUUGUCGCAGGAGGUGGCUCAGCUCAGGAGGCUCCUUUCCCAGCAGCUUCUCCAUAAAAUCCCUUGAAAAAAAACAUUCUGCUUAUAACAAAUCUCCGCUAAAACGGCAACGUUUUUUUUAGAACCAAUCUUUAUUUCCAUGCCUAGAUAAACCUGACAGUGACUUUUAAAUUUUAUUGGGUUAAUAUAGUAGUAAGAAGACCUUGGGGAAUGGGGAGCACUUUGAGAAAAUAAAAGAUGUAACAUUAAUUCUCACUGUUUUGUACAAUCUCAGCCAUAUUGUUUGUUUGAUGGGAUAUUUUUCUUUUUAAUUAUAAAAUUACUCUUGCUAACGUUGUAAUUAGUGUGAUUAAAAUAUUUUUUGCAGUGUUUUA
Poeciliopsis prolifica (blackstripe livebearer) is the source of this 1553-nucleotide messenger RNA. RefSeq lists its product as uncharacterized. The transcript is spliced from 2 exons. Gene Ontology annotation, biological process: circadian rhythm; regulation of DNA-templated transcription. Lineage: Eukaryota; Metazoa; Chordata; Actinopteri; Cyprinodontiformes; Poeciliidae. The coding region runs from base 137 to 1246 and encodes 369 amino acids. The record is from RefSeq and is a predicted model, not a curated record. Gene Ontology annotation, cellular component: nucleus. Gene Ontology annotation, molecular function: DNA binding; DNA-binding transcription factor activity.